AUGACUUACAGCUCUACUAUCAUCGUUACCGGAGGAACGUCGGGUCUUGGUCUAGCCACGGCCCUCCUUGGCGCCGAAGCCCAUCCAGAGGCGCAGGUCGUCAUCACCGGUCGACAUCUCCCAUCCGAUGCCAUUCCCAAAGACGUCUCGAACGUCAUGUUUCACCACGUCGAUUUGAGCACUCAAGCGCAUGUCCGCAAAGCCGCAUCCGAGUUACUCGCCAAGGAUCUCGCUCCCAUCUCCGCCCUUGUGCUCAACGCCGGGAUGCAGGUGCUGAACGAGGUCAAGACGGACGACGGGAUCGAGGCCAUGUUCGCGGUCAACCACGUCAACCAGGCCCUCUUGCUCGCGCUCCUGGGAGACAAACUAAAGGACGACUGUCGAAUCGUCUUGAUCAGCUCCUCCGCACACGAUCCCAAGCAGGGCCGAUGCUCUCCGCAUUACAUCAGCGCCGAAGAUUGCGCUCGUAACCCCGCUGGAGGUGCCGAUCACAAGACGGGCGGUCUGAAUCGCUAUGGCCUGUCCAAGCUCGCCAACGUGUUGUUCGGCUACGGUCUACAUGAUCACGCUCGACGAACAAACAAGGGAUGGAUCUCGCUGGUGCUCGACCCCGGCUGUAUGGCCACGGGAUUGUACCGAGAGGGUACCGAUGCGGGCAAGGAGAUGGACGCCUUCAUCCGUUCGGAUGCGGCGAAACAGAUGCCCGACCUGUACACGGUCGAGUUCACCGCCAACACCGUGUUGAGGUUGGUCGACUCGGAAGAGUUCUCCCACGUCGAGAAGAGCGGCAAGUAUUACGUUGCCGAUGGAGCCAAGGAGAUGCCUUCCGGCGAGCAAACUCAGGAUAAGAAGCUUCAGAAGGACUUGUGGGAUUGGACCUACAACGAAGUCUUAGACGAGAACGAGAGGAGCAAAUGGUCGGGAACCGAGGUUUAGCCUCGGUACGGGGAACGUCGUAACAUGGCUCGGCUUGUGCCAGCCGGAGCAUCAAGAAGGAAUUAGGGAUCGUUGUAUGGUUUGGACUGAUCACCGCUCAUCAUGUUAACCUUGUCUCAUCCAUACCCAUG
Molecule: messenger RNA, 1067 nt
Organism: Filobasidium floriforme
Lineage: Eukaryota; Fungi; Basidiomycota; Tremellomycetes; Filobasidiales; Filobasidiaceae
Exons: 1
Coding region: 1-936 (311 amino acids)
Source: RefSeq, a predicted model, not a curated record